AUGAACUUAAGAAGUAAAGUGAUGGCCUAUAAAUCUCGACAUCAUAUAGAAGUUAGCUCAGUUGCACUUGUCGACUUGAAAGCAGAAAUCUCCCGAAGACAAAUUGAAGUGAAACAAAAAGUUGAAAAACAUCCAGACGGUUGUAAUGUCAUUAUUAAUCGUUCUGCCCAACUGAAACCUGGCGGUUCCCUUUGGAAGUCAUCUAAAGAAGAUCUAGUAAAAGAACGUAAAAAAUUAAAGUUAGAAAAUAUUCCAACAAAUUCUGAAGAUUAUGCUGAAUGGGAGAAGAGUAGAAAGGCAUUAGAAGCGAAAGCCAAGCUGUAUGAUGCAUUAAGAGAAGCUGCAAUGUCUGGAAAAAAGCAUAAACUAUCGAAAAAUACUGCGGCUGAUGAUAAUGAAGAUAUUUUAGUUGAUUUUGAACAAAAAGCGGUAGAAAGCGUUGAUCAUCGUGACCCUGUGCAUCCACUACCCUCUCCUACACGAUCUUACUCUUCAUACGACAGUGAUGAUGAUGAUUAUGGCGAUGGCGAUGAAGAUCAUGUCCAAUGUAGUGAUGAAGAAUGGACAGAUUAUACUGAUGAACGUGGGAUUAAACGAGUGUGUAUGCGAAAAGACUUACCAAGUUAUACAAAACAACACUCUGGUAAUAGUCCAUCUAGGCAGCCAGAUGGUCCAUUGACUUAUGCUCAUUUAAGAGAAGGUGAAAUCCGUGAUCAUGGUGUUGGCUUUUAUGCUUUCUCUGCGGAUGCUGAAAAACGUGAAGCUGAAAUGAAUCGUCUCCGCGAACUUCAUCGUGCCACAGAGGAGGGUAGAGCUAGAGCUGAAGCUAUCCGAGCGAAACGUGAUGCUAAAAUGGGUCAACGUCUUGCUCGUCUACGUGCUCGUAAAGGCCUGCCUGAUGUGGCGACAGCUGCUGCUCAGUGUUUAGGUGAAGCUGUGAUUCCAGCCGCGACACCUACUCCACUAGGUCCAGACGCUCAAUCCGAUAUCCGGUUGAGUAAUGAUGAUUUAGAUGUAGCUUCUAUGCUACGUCGGUUGCGUGAUGAAGCUGAACAAAGAGCUAUAAUGCAUAAUAGUAGACUGAAUGAAUCGUUAGGUAGUAAUGUUCCUCCGCCUGUAGAAGUUAAGGAACCUCAGUGUAGAACUAAUCUAGCCGAUGUAUUAGCUUCACAAGAUCCAAGUCGUACACAUACACCUGGCAGUAAACAAAGAGAAUGGGAUCGGGGAAAAUCAAUGAUUUCAGCUCAACGUUAUAUACAAGAAGAACGCGAGAAACGCGAAUCAGUAUUAUCGGAUCAUCAGAUAGUUCAAUCGAUCGAUCAUCAUCAGCCUAACGAUGAAUUGAACCAAUCAGAAACAUCGAGUAAUAAUAAUAAUGAUAAUAAUCGCUCCUCAUUGGGAAUGCUUAAUCCAAUCGGUCAAUGUGAUGAAAACUUUCGUCAAAGACAGUCGGAUGUUUUCGCUGCUUUGGCGAACCUUGAAGCAGCUCAUCUAGAAGUGUAUAAAGCGACAAAAGAAGAGCGUAGAGCUGUACGUAAAUCUGCCUGGAAGCAUACAACUGCAGCACCAGAGAAUUUAGAAGAAGAGAAACAACGUCGCGAAAAUAAUCAAAUUUCAAAUAGUGGUGAUGAAGACCGGGGACAAUUUCAAUCACCACGGAAUCCUACAUUUCGAAAACCACUUGCACGUCCACCAGUAGUAGUGCAUCGUAGUCGACUUAAUCCACCUCUUCGUGAUCCUAAUAAAUGGACACAUUAUAGUCUAGCUGAUAUUGAUGAAGAUGCACCGAUAUCAAGAGAAUUACACUAUCAAGAUGACAGUGUUGGCAACGACAGUAGUAAUAGAAGAAUUGGGGGUGAUCCAAAUGGUUCAAUAGCUAUGGCAUUGAUUAAUGAACUUCGACAACGUCGAAACACUGAGGAUGCGUCCUCAGAUUGUAACAGUAAUCCUCCUGAAGAUUUACGUCGUCGUAAUAAUCGUAUAUUAUUUCGUCCUAUUAAAGGUCGAAAGAAAGCACGUCUUGAUAAUGAUGAUGAGGUUGAAGAGGAGAGUAACUUAAAGCGUGAAGUCCGCUUGGAUAAUAUUUGUAUACCAAAGAUGGAUGAUAAAGAAGAUGACGACGGUGACGGCGACGGCGACGAGUCUCAGGAGGGUAAAGGAUCAAAUGAUCUCUUCUCCAGCAGCACCACGACCUCAUCAUCAUUAUUAGUAUCUAAUGUAGCUACUGCUGUAGUCAAUGACAAGAUGACAACAACGACUACAAUGUUUGUAAAUCGUCGUUGUCGUCAAAAAGGUCAACUACGUGUUCGUCAUACUGAUGAUAUGUUGAAUGAAUCAUCAGUAGGGGAUCUACAGACAGAUAUCACUUCCGUUGAUCAUGACCAUGAUGCUGCUAGUGAUGGUGAUAUUGAAUUCAGGGACUUAAAGUCAACAGAGCAUGAUGAUCUUAUCGAUUCUGAUGAAAUAGAAGAGGAUCCUGAAGAGGAUAAAUCAAACGAUUAUUUUGCAUAAAACUUGUCCUUUUUUGAAAAAAAACUCUCCCUUCGUUUUUUUGAGGAAGAGGGGGGGAGUGGAAUGCCAAGUGAGUUUUCAAGGAGAAAAUACCUUGUACAGAGUCGUGUUUUUUUUUAAUUAGUAAUAAAUAUAACCUGGCGCAAUAUGUAAACACCAGUGCUGUA
Messenger RNA from Trichobilharzia regenti, 2678 nucleotides. Lineage: Eukaryota; Metazoa; Platyhelminthes; Trematoda; Strigeidida; Schistosomatidae. The record is from the annotation of a GenBank genome assembly.